ACUAACGCCAGCAUUUUUAUUGUUGUACAGUUGUAUCGAUAUGAGAGAGAUCACUAUGACAAGAAACAAGAGAAAAUACUGAAAUAGCUUGUUCGACUUCGGGUAAUCAUCUGCACGUUUUGGAUGACUAUCAGUAUAUUUUGGGGGCCUUAUUUUGUCACUGGGACAUCCUAGUGACAUGAUUUUUGGAUGAGAUAAUUAGGUUGGGCAGGGUUACGAUUGACAUAUGGAAAAAUCUCUACGCCACGUUCCCUAGAAGUUACCGGUAUUGUGGUACGAAACUACACGGGACCCAGGGACUGUCUGACUGUGACUGUAGAGCCAAUUACUUCCAUCUUUUUCCUAAUUAUUAAAAUCAUAAAUUUAUAAAAAGUCACAUACAGCAGUACAGACAUUUAAGUAAAACAGAAAUAACAAUUACUGUACCGGUACCAUAGUAAAUAUUUCACAUUGUUAUUGAUAUAUUAUACGACAUUCAGACAUUACUAAUUGCUUGUAUCUGACACAGUGAAUAAAACAAAUUUACGAAUCUGCCAGCCAUGGCAAACGGAUGGACAUAUGACCACAGCUUAUACAGUAAUAUUGCUGAUUUUUCUAAUCUCGAUAUUCCCCAUUUUCCUCCCAUGCUUCUAUUUCAGUCACACACGAGUGAUUUUAUCAAUCAGCUGAUUCAAUAUCAUUGUGAUGCCACAAUGCGGAAGCAGUGUGCUCUUGUAAAACCACUUCACGCUAAAGUUCACCGAAGUCAAAUUGUGUUCGCUGAAAAUUUAGAGUCAACGUAGCUUGAAAGAGAAGACAAGAGGAUGGCUCCUGGCGAUACAAGAAAGAAACAAAAAACUGCUGAAUCCUCGUCUAGAGGAACUAAGUGGAGAAAGCGAGAACAGCGUCAUUACAAACGUAAAUCACGCAAGAAUCCUCACAAUGCUCUUGUAAGCACAUCGGAAAACGUUGAAAAUAACAUCAGUUACGCGACACACCACGGGAACCAAGCACCAACCAAAGGGAAGAAUGAUAUUAAACCUGUUGAAUCGAACAAAGAAUCCAAACAGCUGGUAUGUGGUCAGCGGUUAACUGUAAAACCUUUCACCCGAAGCAAGCUCGGAAAAGGAUCGUGGCCUGAGAUACGAAUACCGCCCGAGAUUGAGCGUCAUUCUGCAAAAUGUGUGCAAAAGAUUGUUGCGGCCAAAAACGAAAUUUGUCGAAAUUGGGACCCGCCAUCGUCCAAUGAGAUUAUUUCGCUGCCACAAAAUAUAUCUCUACUCAAAAACAAAAGCAUGCAACAACAACAACACGAACUGGGGGACCAAAUGGCUUCUGACCCAAGUUUACGUGAUUGGCUUCAAAGCGCAAAACGGAAGAAUAAGCCAGGUCAUCCAAGACUAGAAAAUACAAAAGAAAUUGCUGAUGAUUUCAAAUCAGAAAUGAAACAGAAACGAGAAUCUGUAACGAAGAAUAUAAGAACAAAGUUUGAGGAAAGUACUUUAAAGUCUAAAUCAAUUGAAAAUGAAGAACAGAAGAUAGACAAUGAAAAUAAUGCAAAUGAAUUUGAUGUAAUGUCAACAUUGGGGGAUUUUGGUGCAUCGAAGGAUAUUAUAGUCCAAGAUAUGAUUCACACCACUCUGCCAGGAGUCAGGACUAUGGACAAAAUAAGAGAGGAGUUGUUGUCGAUGAUGAAGGCCGUUCGCUUGGAUGACGAUUCUUGUGAAGGUAUUUCUUCAACUUCAUCAUGUUGUUCAUCUCAAAAGUUUUGGACGGCGAACGACAGCUUUGACAAUGGACAAACUGAUACCACAUCCGAAGAUCGGCCAGCACGAGAAAACAAUCCAAUGCCAUGGAAGAAUGAAAUGUUUUUCUCAAAAACAUCGGUCAAAGACUUCAAGAAUAAAGUACGUAACGACAUGACGUCUAGAAGGUUAGUACGAGUUUAUGAUGAGCUGAAACAUAAUACUCUUAUUCAGCGAAAAGUUGUAGAGUGGGUAACAAUGUAG
Messenger RNA from Styela clava, 1988 nucleotides. The record is from RefSeq and is a predicted model, not a curated record. NCBI's taxonomy places the organism in Eukaryota, Metazoa, Chordata, Ascidiacea, Stolidobranchia, Styelidae.